Messenger RNA from Sphaerulina musiva SO2202, 647 nucleotides. RefSeq lists its product as uncharacterized. NCBI's taxonomy places the organism in Eukaryota, Fungi, Ascomycota, Dothideomycetes, Mycosphaerellales, Mycosphaerellaceae. The transcript has 3 exons. The record is from RefSeq and is a predicted model, not a curated record. Bases 95 to 364 code for a protein of 89 amino acids.
GCAGUCGUCACCCUCUCGUGAAUCUCCUUCGGACUGGACACACCCUUCACAACAUGAGGAGAUCCUGGAGGUCACGAACUGCUAGCAAGCGAUAAUGUCUACGCCUACACUGUGUCGUCAGUGCCGGGAUGCGGAGCGUGGAAGUGCUGUCAGACUUCGUUGGAGAUGUGAGCAGACGCGAUACGCAGAACGUAUCUCGGAUUUGAUGGCACCGAAUUAUGUUUAUUCUGUGCCUGUCAAGCCGCUGCCGAGGGCUUUGGCCGGGAUGACUGGCGGUGACCAUCAUGGAGAUGAGGGUACUGGGGAUAAUGUGAGAGCCACGGGAAUGCUCUUUCUACUACUAUUGUACGCGGCUCCAAUGUGACGCAGCUUUCUCUAGACAGAAUAUGAAUCUUCGAGUUCAUGUCGAACGUAGCUGCUGCCCAACUGAAGCACGAAAGCGAAGCGUAGUCCAGCAUGGAGAGGCAAGUAUUCAACACUACCUAAGCAGGUAGAAGGUAGCACAGCUCUGCCCGCACCAGCCCGCAUUGAGUUGUUCCAGCUCGGAAAUAACACACUCUCUCCCCUCUUCGAUUCCAUCAUUGAGGCUUGUUGGAUCUUCCAAGUGGCGGCAAGCGGGGUUUAGUUGUCUAUCCACCCAAUUUCAU